GCGCUUUUGGCGCUAAUCUUGCAAAGGCUCGGCGUACUGGAUAUUGUAUCUCACCAGCUCCUGAUCAGCAGAUCACCACACUGCAGCAGAAAGGGGAGUUUAUCCGGGCAAUUAUCUCGUUGGUGCGGAGAAAUGAUGGACUUGAUCUUGAUGAUGCAGCAAGCAAAUGCUCCCGAGGAAGCUGAGUACGAGAUAUUCCUCCUAGCUGGCGUUAAAAAACGUCACUUCUCCACCGUGCUAAAUACGCAGCGUAAAGGUGUCCUGAUGCUACAGCAUCUUUAUAUACCCGAUUUUGGGCAGGUAUAAAAUAAAUGGCAGCAAUCUAAAUCUGUACUGCUUCUAGAGAUCUCUUGAGUGAUUCCUCCUAUCGGAUAUAUCCGGCUAUACUCAAUAAUAAUAACUACCCACACAACCGUCGUAGUUCCAUCCGUACGCGCGAAUGUAAAAAAGCGGAUAAAAAAGCAAACAUGCGCGAUGCCCAGUGCUCUGCAUUAGCAGAAAAAUCGGUGAAGAUCCC
Blastomyces dermatitidis ER-3 is the source of this 517-nucleotide messenger RNA. RefSeq lists its product as uncharacterized. NCBI's taxonomy places the organism in Eukaryota, Fungi, Ascomycota, Eurotiomycetes, Onygenales, Ajellomycetaceae. The coding region runs from base 133 to 306 and encodes 57 amino acids. The record is from RefSeq and is a predicted model, not a curated record. The transcript has a single exon.